CGGAAGACCGACAAUGGAGCCGCGGCGUCCGAAGCACAAGCAGGCACCGCCGUUGGAGGUCUCGCAGAGUGAAUUGGAGCGAGCGCUGAAAGACCCAAAGGUGUAUGUGUUCCCGAACGUGGACGCCGAACGAAUGGCGUUUCCUAACGGUCAGGAAGAUGCUGACCAACUGCGAGUAGUGCACACGCACAUGUCGAUGGUCUUUAUGCUGCCUGAGCGAGUGUACAAAGUGAAAAAGCAAGUGGACUUCGGCUUUGCAGACUUCUCGACACUGUUCAAACGCUUCCAGGCGUGUUUCGCGGAGGUGCAGCUGAAUAAACGACUGGCACCAGAUGUGUACAUGGGCGUAGUGCCAGUGUCUAUGAAGAGAGUGACGCGAGAGAUCUGUGUGCGGUGCGAUGACUUCUGGACACCAGAGAAGAGCAACAACUUGGACUGGUGGCUCAAUGAUCAGUUUGGAGAGAUCGUCGAGUGGGCCGUGCACAUGGUUCGCCUGCCGGAUGACUGUACGCUGCUGUAUCGCAUGGACCACGGGGAGCUGAACCAUCAUAUGCUGGAGCAAGUGGCUGAAAAGCUGGUCGAGUUCCACGCUGAUGCGCGUCGUGGACCGAAGAUCGAUCAUUUCGGAAAAGAAUCCGUGGUCCGCCACCAUAUCGACGAGAACUUUGACCAAACGGCUGCACACACUGGAGUGACAGUAAGUGAACCCGUUUAUCGCCGAGUGAAGGAACUAUCGUACACGUGGUUGAAGAAACUCAAGCAUACAUUCGAGUCACGAGUGGAAAAUGGCUACAUUGGUGAUACCCAUGGAGAUCUACGACUUGAACAUGUAUACAAACUACCUGGAUCGUCGAAGGACGGAACGUUUGUGAUUCUGGACUGUAUCGAAUUCAACGAGCAGUUCCGAUUUGGGGAUCCGCUCUCUGAUGUGGCUUUCCUGACGAUGGAUAUUUGGCGUAAGGGUCGCCCUGAUCUCGCACAUUUCCUACAACAGCAGUAUCUCCUCAAGGCAGUGCAAAACUCGCCUGAAAACAACGAUCUAUUUGCAUUCUACGCUGCGUAUCGCACCGUGGUACGCGCUAAGGUGUGUGGCUUUCGAGUCAUGGACCCCACCUUAGCAGCUGUUCGCCGUGUCGAGGAAACUCAGCGUGCACGUUGCUACUGGUUGGUGGCUCUAGAACUUCUGAGUCCUCCUGCACAGCGGUCUUGCCUGAUCCUUGUUGGAGGCCUCCCUGCCAGUGGCAAGUCCAAUUUGUCUAAAAUGUUGGCAGAAAGCGACAAUACUUUAGUGUGGCUACGCUCGGAUUCUAUUCGUAAGGAACUAACAGAACAAGAAACAACUCAAGAAGAGUCUACACCCAAAGGUGACGGAAGUUUUGAAGAAGGUUUAUACUCUCCGGAGAUGACACGCCGCACUUACGAUGAAGUUUUGAAGCUGUGCGUGAAGCAUUUACGUAAAGGAGACCGUGUAGUGGUCGACGCCACCUUUCGAGAUCUAGAUCAGCGACAGAGAUUUAUUACUACUGCUCGUGUUGAAGGAGCUCUGUUUGCCUUUAUCAUGUGCGAGUGUGAUCGUGAGAUCAUCAAAGGCCGAAUGCUGGCUCGAAAGAACGACAUCUCGGACGCCACGUGGGAAGUUUACGAGCACAUGGAGACAACGUGGAGUUAUCCUGAGCGUGAUACCUUGACUGAGUGCACGGUCGUGAACACGGAAAAGGAGAAAGAACUGACACUACGUCGCGCUCAGUUGUUCCUACGCAAAGUUGGACUGCUAUAACGUAAUUCGGAGGUUAGCACGAGUGAUCGACAUAGUAAUGGGAAGUCUGCUUUGUAUUUGUUUGCAU
This is a messenger RNA of Phytophthora nicotianae INRA-310, 1844 nucleotides long. RefSeq lists its product as hypothetical. Bases 14 to 1777 code for a protein of 587 amino acids. The transcript has a single exon. NCBI's taxonomy places the organism in Eukaryota, Oomycota, Peronosporomycetes, Peronosporales, Peronosporaceae. The record is from RefSeq and is a predicted model, not a curated record.